Messenger RNA from Alternaria arbusti, 297 nucleotides. RefSeq lists its product as uncharacterized. Bases 1 to 297 code for a protein of 98 amino acids. NCBI's taxonomy places the organism in Eukaryota, Fungi, Ascomycota, Dothideomycetes, Pleosporales, Pleosporaceae. The transcript is spliced from 2 exons. The record is from RefSeq and is a predicted model, not a curated record.
AUGCCUGCCACCACCUCAUCCAUGCUUUCCACUCUCCUCCUCGCCAUCCCUCUCCUCUUCCCAUCGGCCGCCACAGCCGCCGCAGUCGUCAAGAAAGACGUAUCAUCCGCAGUUGUCGUGGCUUCCGAGGCAGCCCUCGUAGACGCAGCCGUCACCUUCACCUUGUUCUCCAGCGAUGCCCAAUGCCGGGCCAACCAGGGCACCCGGAGCUGCGAUGGUCGCGAAAAGCAGGUUUACGCCGGAAACGUCUGUGUGGAUAUUGCCAGCUUCAGAACCAUCAAGGCAUUCUGCGGUUGA